Molecule: messenger RNA, 4260 nt
Organism: Tribolium castaneum (red flour beetle)
Lineage: Eukaryota; Metazoa; Arthropoda; Insecta; Coleoptera; Tenebrionidae
Gene: rad50
Product: rad50
Exons: 2
Coding region: 281-4210 (1309 amino acids)
Biological process (GO): telomere maintenance via recombination; chromosome organization involved in meiotic cell cycle; telomere maintenance via telomerase
Cellular component (GO): condensed nuclear chromosome; Mre11 complex; nucleus
Molecular function (GO): single-stranded telomeric DNA binding; double-stranded telomeric DNA binding; G-quadruplex DNA binding
Source: RefSeq, a predicted model, not a curated record
AAACCCGGUCGAUAAAUUAGAUAUCUGUCAUUGUUUUCUGUAUUCGAAUUUGAAUGUGCAAAUAACCUAACUUUCGAUCGCGUUAAAAUAGCAAACAUUUGUCGAAAAACACUAAUGUGAGCGCUUAUUUCAUAACCAGUGUGUUACUCAACACUUGUGCUAACUAUUCUUUAUCAAAUUUGCAAGUGUUACGAGUUUUUUUAACCCAAAGACUUGUAAACUCGUCAAGACUUGCAUUAACCCUCAAUGACACCCAACUACCACAUUUUUUAAAUCAGCGAUGGCAACUUUAGAACGCCUCCAAAUCUCCGGCGUUCGCAGCUUUGGCCCCAAUGAAGAACACUGCCAAACAAUAAAAUUUGCGACCCCUUUAACCCUAAUUCUGGGCCAGAACGGUUCCGGCAAAACCACUAUAAUCGAAGCCAUCAAGUACGUGUGUACCGCCGAACUGCCCCAAGGGACAAAUGGGGGCCAAGGGUUCGUCAACGACCCCAAAAUGUCCUCCCUGACCACCACAAGGGGCCAAAUUAAACUACGCGUUGUUGACUCGAAAAACAACGCGGUUACGAUUAGUCGCAUCAUGGAAUUAACCCAAACUGCAAUCAACACGCAACGGUUCAGCUCAAAAGGGGCGACAAUCCGUAUCGUGAAACCAAACGGCGACGACUCGAGCAUUUCCGGCCGUUGUGCCGAUAUUACAAACGAGUGUUGUCAAAUAAUGAACGUUUCGUCUUCGAUUCUCAAUAAUGUGGUGUUCUGUCACCAAGAAAACUCCGCCUGGCCUUUGGACGAAGGCAAGAAAGUCAAGGAGAAGUUUGACGAGAUUUUCGACGCCCAACAGUCCAACAAAUGCGUGGAAAUUUACCGUAAACUACUCAAAGAAAAGCAAGAGAAAAUCAAGCUUCUUAAACUCGAACUUGAAUACAAAAAAGAGAAGAAAGAACAAGUGGAUAAAGACAAGCGAGUCUUGCAAGACAAAGAGGCGAAACUUGAGUCAUUUGACGGCGAAAUCGCGCAAAAAAUGACGAAACUACAACCGGUCAAGAAACGAAUCGAUGAAAUUAUCGACCUGGAGAAGGUCCUAAGUGAGCUAGAACGCGAUUUGGCGACUAAGGAAGCCACGAAAAAUGGGCUAGUUGAAGAGCAAAAAACCAUCAAGAAAAAUCUAGCUUUUGAGUUCGAAGGCACGGACCAAGAACUACAAGACAAGAUCAAAUCUUUCGAAAACGAGCGUCAAAAGGACGAAACGUUGAUACAAGAUUUAGUCAAACGCCAGAACGACAUUGAAACCAAAAAGCGGGAGAUUAACGAAGCGGUGCAGAAAACACAAAGUGACUUGGGACGCUUGAACCAACAGAAAAGUCACAACUUGAAGAAGUGUUGCGAACGCAAAAAAUUAUUCGACCAGGCUUUGGACAAGUUCCGUGUGAAGAUAUCGAACUUUGACGACAAUACCGGAGCCAAACAUGCAAUAAAUCAGCUAAAGUCCGCUCUAAAUGAGCGCCAAGACGAUCUGGGGACACUUAUUGAAGAGAAAGAAUUGGACUUGAUGUCUCUACAAGCCACACUUGAUGACGUCCGUGCCAAAAGCAUCAAAACCCAACAAAUCAUUUCGUCAAAAAGGCGAGAAGUCACCGAUUGUGAGCAAAAAAUCGAAAGUGUUUCACUCGAGUUGGCCGCACUUGCCUCCUCUGAUGAGUUCCUUCAAGACUACACGAAACGUCUGGAGGCCAUCAGUAAGACAAUCUUCAACUUGAACAACUCGUUCCGUGAAACCGAAGAAAGCGAACGAAUGGAAGCUAGUCGGAGUCAAGUCACGACCUUGGAACACAAUCUAGACGGCUUGGAGCGGGAGUAUCGCAUCCUCCUCCAGAAUGAUACCGUUGAGGGAAAAAUCGAGAGUGAGAGACACCUAAUUAUGGAAAAACAACGGGAGAUUAACAAGAUUAAAAGCAAACAUGCGGAGAGUCUUCGAGAAUUGUUUGGGACACAAUCGCCUGACUGCAAUUUGAAAGACGCCGUUUUGGCGAAACAGAAAAGUGCAGAUCUGGCGCUUCAUACACUCAAUGAGCAAAUCGCGCGGAAACAAAAGGACGUGACCACGCUUGAAGUGCAACUACAGAACCAAAUCGAAAGGAUUGGUUCCUGCCAAAGGGACUUGAAAACCGGCCGUGAGAAGAUAUCACAAGUGUGCAACGGACGCGACUUUGACGAAGUCCUAACCCGUUGUUCCGAAAAAAGGGAACGCUUACAGCGGGAUAAGGGGAAUUACACUUCGGUUAAAAUUAUCUACAACCAAUACAUUAAGAAGUUUGAAGAGGAGAGGCCGUGUUGUCCCGUUUGUGAGACAAAUUUUUCGGGGAAAACCACAGUCGUCGGUAAGAUUAUAACAACGUUGAAAAGUAAACUCGAUAAAGUCCCUCAACAACUGGCGAAGGUUGAAACCGAGUUAGUUGAAGAGGAGGCGUUGUACAACAAAUUGCAACAAUUGAAAGUUGUCAAUGACGAAAUCACUGUCUUGACGAGGGAAAAGCUGCCGGAGCUGGAAUCGGGUCUUAACGAGAUCAAGCGCGAUUACGAGGCGAAAAAAACCGACUUGGAGGCGUUAAAACAACAAACUUGUGGGCCUUUGAAGAUUUUGGAAAUCUCCAAAAGUGUUAUCUCUGAUGUUAGCACGCUGGAUCAGAAUCAAGCCGACGUUGACAAGUCGCAAAAGACAGUCGAGAAGUUAAAACGUGAGCUGGCACUUGUCCCUUCACAGAAAUCGAAGCAAGAAGUCGAGGCUGAAAUUGACUCGACCAAGGCCGAGUUGAGCGAAUUGAGGCGCAAGAUUGAGGCGCAAACCAAGAAAAUCAACAGCCAUAAGGACCGCUUGCAGCAACUGACCCAGGAACGGAACGCUCUGUUUGAGAAGCAAAUCCGGAUGAAGGACAGUAUGCAAAACCGGCCAAACCUUGAAGCACAGUUGAACGAAGCGAACGAGAAACUCCAAACUUUGAGGGGGGAAAUAGUGGCGAAAAAGACCGAACUGGAGGAUUUGGAAGACGAGUUGGGGAAAAUCGAGACGCAGAAAAAAAACCUCGUUCAGGAGAACAAAACUGUCGUUGAGAAGGAACGAAACCAAGUGGCCAUGUUUGGCAACCUAGUCCACAACAUUGAGAAACUGGAAGGCGAAAUUGAGGAUUAUGUGCGCGAAGGUGUUGACGAAAAGUUGGCGGCGCUUGAAACUACCUUGGGGGAGUUUCGCCAAAAAGAGGCGACUCUUGAUCACACGAAAACGAAAAUUUUGAAUUUACUGUCGGAGAAGAGGGAGGCUUUGGCGAAACAUGAGUUGCGCUUCCGGACGUUGCAAAGCAACGUAACUUUGCGCGAGAAAAAGGUGCUUGAGUUGGAUUUGGUGUUGAAAAUUGAGGAUUUGAGGAAGUUGAUCGGUGGGCAUGACUACCGUACGGUCUACGAUGAGAAGUGUGAAUUGAUUAGGCAAAAAGAGAGUUACGAAAAGACCAUUAAUAGUAUAACUGGCGAGAAGAACGCGCUUUUGGAGACGGUUGACGAUUUGCGGCUCAAACUGGCAAAGCCCGAUUGGAAAAAUGCCUACAGUAACUAUAUGACAAAGUUGUAUGAACUCAAACUGGCCGAAUGCGUGGUUAAAGACUUGUUCAAGUACAUCACGGUCCUCGAGAAGGCCAUUCUGGAGUUCCACGCUACGCGAAUGAAGCAAAUCAAUAAAACAAUCCGCGAAAUGUGGCGUGAGAUAUACAGGGGGAACGACGUUGAUUACAUUGAGAUCAAAGCCGAGCACGCUGGCUCCACAACGGCCAAUAGGAAACGCACCUAUAACUACAGAGUGGUUCAGGUGAAGAAGGGAGUGGAGUUGGAGAUGCGGGGGCGUUGCAGUGCCGGUCAGAAAGUCCUAGCUUGUCUCAUUAUACGUAUGGCUUUGGCUGAGACGUUGAGUGCCAAUUGUGGGAUUUUGGCGCUUGAUGAACCGACGACUAAUUUAGAUAGGGAGAAUAUUUUCAGUUUGUGCGAAGCUUUGGCCAGGAUUGUGGAGUCGAGGCAGAAAGAGAAGAAUUUUCAACUGGUGGUUAUUACGCACGAUGAGGAGUUCAUUAAUGCGCUUACGAGGGCACAAGGUGUGCCCUUUUUCUACAGGGUGUCGCGGAACCAGGACGGGUUCUCGGUCAUUAAGAAGGAAUACGCGUUGUAACGUGAUUUUUCUCCCAUUGUUUAUUUUUUUUAAUAAAAUUUUAUGGAUAA